UUCAGGAAAAUGGAAAGAAAGAAUUCAUUCACUAUCUGUGGGGCGCACACACUUUUAGAACUUUGGAAGAGUUUUUAUUGGUAUUUUCCUCAGUUAUAUAAAAAUCAAUACAGGGAAAUUAAAUCUUGAUAGUUAGCUUCAUACAACAAAACCAAGUAUUUCACUGUUCUUGAAACUACAAUUUCUGAGAAGGAAAAAGAAAUGGCUGAAUCCGCUGUCAAUAUCUUGAUAAAGAGCAUUGAGUUCCUGCUUAAACAUCCGGGAUCUGUGAUUGGAGGAGUUCGGCACGAGAUCUCGCAUGUGAAACUUGAGCUAGAGAGCAUAGCUUCAUUCAUCAUAGAUGCUGAGAAGUGCAAACAGCAGAAUGAAAGUCUGAAUGUUUGGGUAGUACAGGUUAGGGACGUAGCUUUUGAAGCGGAAGAUAUCAUUGAUCAGUUCUUGUAUCAUGUGGAUAGCAUGAAAAAGGGUGGUUUUUCAGGGUGCAUAUUCGGUGUUUUUUACCUUCCAAAGGUACUAUGGUUGAGGAACAAAACUGCUCUGGAGUUGAGGAGAAUCAGAGGUGAGAUUAAAGACAUUGCGAAACGAAGCAAGAGGUAUGAUCUAAGUCACAUGGAAGGAUCCUCGGGCGUUGGAUCAAAUUCACAUCAUUCCGCUGGAAGUGUGCAAAAUAUUGGAGAGUCUUCACUAUUCAUUGAGAACGACGAAGUGGUAGGGAUCGAUGAAGUUAGAGACUCGUUGGUGUCAAGCUUGGAGGGAGAAGAGGCCCACCGUGUUGUCAUUUCUGUUGCGGGCAUGGGUGGUUCGGGUAAGACAACUUUAGUCGCGAAAGCCUAUACUAGCCUGACCGUGAAGAAGAAUUUCGACUGUUCUGCUUGGGUUUCCGUCUCACAAAAUAACAUGAUCGAGGACCUGCUCAGAAAGUUGAUCUCUGAAUUCUUCAAUGGAAAAGAAGAUAUGGUUCCGAAAAACUUGGAGUCAAUGGACUACAGGCAGUUGGUGGAGACUCUUGUGAAGUUCUUGCACAAAAAAAGGUAUGUUGUUGUAUUUGAUGAUGUAUGGAACAUUAAUUUCUGGAGACAAAUAAGCGUUGCUCUUCCGGACGAUAAAAACCGGAGCAGGAUCAUAAUUACCACGCGAAAUGAGGAUAUUGCAGCUUUCCCUUAUGGUCCAGGUGGCAACCAUGUUUUUCGUUUGAAGCCUUUAGCGGAUGACUACGCGUGGAGGCUAUUUUGUAACAAGGCAUUUUCGAGUCAACCGAAUUGCCAGUGUCCUCCUGAACUGGAGAAUAUAGGCAGGGAAUUGGUGAAAACAUGUGAAGGUCUACCACUAGCAAUUGUUGCACUUGGAGGACUAAUGGGAUCCAAAGAUAGGUCAGAAUUGAAGUGGAGGGAAGUUUGUGACAGCUUAAGUUGGCAUAUAAGCAACAAUAAGUUACUGGAUGAGGUUAAAACAGUAAUGUUAAUGAGUUUCAACGAUUUGCCAUAUUACCUUAAAAACUGUUUUUUGUAUUGUUGUCGUUUUCCAAUGAAGGAAUGGAUUGGAGCAGGUAGGCUCAUUAGAAUGUGGAUGGCUGAAGGUUUUCUGGAAGAAAAAAGCAGUUUGAAUCCAGAGGAAGUUGGUAAAAUCUAUCUCAAAGAGCUGAUUUCAAGAAACUUAUUACAAGUUGUAAAGCAUCAGAGUUUUAUAAGGCCGAAGGUUUGCAAGCUACACGAUCUGAUGUGGGAGCUAGCUCGUUCAAUCUCAGAAAGAGAGAAUUUCUUGUCUAUAUGUAGUGCGGAAGAGUUGGAGAAAGACGAGAUAAGAGCACGACGAUUGUCCGUGCAAAAUGUUGAUGGAACGUUUAAGAUGAACGGUGACCUAACACACAUUCGAUCUUUCUCUAUGUUCAAUUUCAAAGGGGAGAAAAGUCUAUUGGAUGAUCUUUUAUCUAGGUUUAGACUACUGAGGGUGUUGGAGUUGAAUGACGCGAAAGUUGACUCGUUACCUAAUGAACUAGGUAAAUUGUUCAAUUUAAGAUACUUAAGUCUGAGUGGUACCGGAAUAAAAGAGCUUCCGAUGUCUGUGAAUCGGCGAGGAAUACGUACGCUAGAUAUUAGACGAACAGAAGUGAAUUCACUUCCGAAUGGAAUAACUGAGCUGCGUAAUCUUCGACAUCUACUUGCCUAUGGUAAGAAGAUAGCAGAGGAUCGUUUUGCAUACUUUAAAGGGGUGAAAGUACCAGGCAAGCUGUGGAAGCUGAAGAACUUACAAGUUCUUAAUUGCAUAGAGGCAAACGCGGAUAUAGCACGUAAGAUUAGGAAAAUGGCUAAGCUUAGAAGGAUUGAGCUGACAUGUGUGAAAGAAGAAUAUAUGAAGGAUUUAUGUUCGUCCAUCGACAAACUUAAAUUCCUUCACCAUAUUCUUACGAUGGCGAUGGAUGAAAAUGAAAUCCUUAAAUUAGACGGUGUAUCAGAAACACGGUCGAACAUUUUCCGGAAGGUUACUUUGGUUGGGAAAUUGAACAACGUUCCUCGUUGGUUUUCUUCGAUGCUCAACGUUAUGCAUUUGCAUUUGCAUUGGAGCCAAUUACCAGAAGAUCAGGAUUUUAUCCCCUGCAUCAGUCAGCUGCCCAGUUUGGAGCAUCUUGUGUUGGUUAAUGCAUACAGCAGCAAGAAGCAACUGCUUUUUAAAUCAGGAUUUCAAAAGCUCGAAGACUUACAAGUUUCGUGUUCACUAGAGUUGGAGGAAAUGGUAUUCCUUGAAGGAGUUAUGCCAAAUCUUGUGCGCCUGCAUAUACAUGAUUGUCCUAAAUUGAAGGAGGUUCCUCAAGGACUUGAACACCUUACCAAUUUGGAACUGAUGAAUCUGAAAGCUGCUUCAUCAGAACUCGUAGAAAGUAUCCGUAGCAAAGAAAGUAGCAGUCGUUCGAAGGUUAGACGGAUUCCAUCCAUCAAACAUUACUAUGAGGCUGAUGGUGUUCAUGCGUAUGAAAGCCUGUCCCUAGACUUUGUGUCCUAACAGAUAAGUUCGGAAGGUUAACAGAAAAUUUGGGACUUAACGUGUGCCUCACGAGGCAGGAAAAACUUCAAAAUGUUUCUUUUAUGUUACUUGGAUAGUUGAGUGGUCAAUCCUGCACCAAAGUCUUCAACAUCUUUUAUGUGAAAGUGCCGUCCUUCCUCUGGUUUUUGAUAUGCCCUUGUAUCUAUUUCUCUAUCAACAGUUCUGCAAAUUUGGUUAUUUUAAUUUCCCAGUGUGAUUUAGGUGAAGUGCAAUGGUACUUGUUGGGAUCAGCCGUAUGAAUCCUCACUGUCCAUGUCACUUUUCUGUUUGCAUUUAUAUGUAAUACUAGUGUGAUUUUUAAUAUGAACAAUUGUUACGGAAAGCAUGAUGAAUCGCUUCCAUAUCCA
Molecule: messenger RNA, 3386 nt
Organism: Lycium ferocissimum
Lineage: Eukaryota; Viridiplantae; Streptophyta; Magnoliopsida; Solanales; Solanaceae
Product: disease resistance protein RPM1-like
Biological process (GO): defense response to other organism
Molecular function (GO): ADP binding
Source: RefSeq, a predicted model, not a curated record